ACACCAACGUCAUAUCUACACAAUAUCUUAUGGUAUUUGACAUCGUGGGAGGGGAGAUCUAGCUCUGUGUAUAUGUACCCUCGCGAUCCGCAUCCCUGUUCUCGCUAUUCAUCAACCUCGAAAACACUUCGAGCAGGUCGCCAUCGACCCAGUCGACGAGUAUCCAUCUACGACAUACCUCCACCGCAGCAGCGUGUAUACCACCGCCAUCAUGUUUAAUCCUGCUACGCUUUUCAAGGCACCCGAGGUCAACCCUAUCACCCACAAGGCUCGGACCCUUCCCUUCUUCAACAUCGUCAACAUCUAUGGGCGAGUGUUCUUCUUCUCGUGGUUCGGCUUCUUCGUGGCCUUUUGGUCCUGGUAUGCUUUCCCACCACUGUUGAACGACAUCAUCAAAAAGGAUCUCAAGUUGACCAAAAUCGAUGUCGCUAACUCGAACAUCAUCGCCCUCUGUGCGACGUUGAUAGUGCGUCUUAUUGCUGGACCCUGCUGCGAUCGUUUCGGACCUCGUUACACGUUCGCGGGAACCUUGCUCAUUGGUGCUAUUCCCACGUUCUUGUCCGGCACGGCCUACACCAGAAACGAACUCUUUGCUCUUCGAUUCUUCAUCGGUAUCCUUGGCGGUUCUUUUGUGCCCUGCCAGGUAUGGUCGACCGGCUUCUUCGACAAGAACAUUGUUGGGACGGCCAAUGCUGUUGCUGCCGGAUUCGGCAAUGCUGGUGGUGGUGUGACCUACUUCCUCAUGCCCGCCAUCUACAAGUCCUUCCUCAAACGGGGCUUGAAGCCCCACGAAGCCUGGCGAGUGUCUUUCGUGAUCCCCGGUAUCAUCAUUCUAUUCGUCACUGCUGGCCUUAUCCUACUGUGCGAGGACACUCCUGUCGGCAAGUGGAGCGAGCGUCACCUUCAUGCCGAGCAAAAUCUCGCAGCACAUGGUGUGCAGGCUAGGCUCGUUGAUGCACCUACAGGUGGCAUCACCGAUAAGGUAUCAACCGAGGGCACCAACUCACCGCCAUCGACCGUUGGCGAUCAAAAGUUACAAUAUGACGCCACAGGCGACCGCAAGACGUCGACUUACGCUGAUCAUGAGGCACAAUUGAGCGAGCAGCAAAUGCUUGACACGGCGCGUGGAGAGAUUGUUCAAAAGCCGACUGCCAAGCAGGUCUUUGGCGUCAUGUUCUCACCUCACACCCUUGUCACCGCUUUCUGCUAUUUCUGCAGCUUCGGCGCAGAGUUGUCCAUCAACUCCAUUCUCGGCACUUACUACCAGAAGAACUUCAAGACGCUUGGUCUGAGUGAGUCAGGAGACUGGGCGGCCAUGUUCGGACUGUUGAAUGUGGUAGCCCGUCCCCUCGGCGGUAUCAUCUCCGACUUGUUGUACCGAAAUCUUCACACAGUCUGGGCGAAGAAGGCGUUGUUGCACACUUGUGGUGUUAUCACUGGCGUCUUCCUCAUCGUCAUCGGUGUGCUUAACCCCCACAACCAGCACACCAUGUUUGGUUUGAUUGCUGGCCUGGCAUUCUUUUUGGAGGGAGGUAAUGGUGCCAACUUCUCCCUGGUGCCUCACGUCAACCCACACGCCAACGGUGUCGUGUCUGGCAUGACCGGUGCUACUGGCAACUUUGGCGGUGUCAUCUUCGCCGUCAUCUUCCGGUACAAUGCCUACGACAAAUCAUUCUGGAUCAUUGGUUGUAUCACUAUCGCCAUGAACUUGGCUCUUUGCUGGAUCCCACCUUUCUCCAAGAAGCAGGUCGGAGGACGUUAAGAUGUCGUGAUUGUUUUGGCAAGGUGGAUGAUAUGAGGAAAUGUAUGAUGGACGAUUUACGAGCAUUGAAGGGCGCCAUGGACUUACGGGAUAUGUUGUGUGAAGGUGUUGAUCUAGAAAAGGCGAGAAGUGCAUAUGCAUUUGGUCUGAUUCGAGCAUCCUACCUAAUACGCUUGUAC
This is a messenger RNA of Exophiala viscosa, 1941 nucleotides long. Its product is annotated as major facilitator superfamily domain-containing protein. The record is from RefSeq and is a predicted model, not a curated record. NCBI's taxonomy places the organism in Eukaryota, Fungi, Ascomycota, Eurotiomycetes, Chaetothyriales, Herpotrichiellaceae. Gene Ontology annotation, biological process: nitrite transport; nitrate transmembrane transport. The transcript is spliced from 2 exons. Gene Ontology annotation, cellular component: membrane. Bases 212 to 1762 code for a protein of 516 amino acids. Gene Ontology annotation, molecular function: nitrate transmembrane transporter activity; nitrite transmembrane transporter activity.